Molecule: messenger RNA, 905 nt
Organism: Halteromyces radiatus
Lineage: Eukaryota; Fungi; Mucoromycota; Mucoromycetes; Mucorales; Cunninghamellaceae
Product: BAR adaptor protein Hob3
Exons: 7
Coding region: 55-822 (255 amino acids)
Biological process (GO): endocytosis; plasma membrane tubulation; actin cortical patch localization
Cellular component (GO): Rvs161p-Rvs167p complex; mating projection tip; medial cortex
Molecular function (GO): protein binding; lipid binding
Source: RefSeq, a predicted model, not a curated record
AUUUCUUACUACUUUUUCCCUUACUGAUAUACAUAUUAUUUUCUUAUAUACAUUAUGGCGUUUCUGCAUGGUUUCAAGAAAAACUUGAACCGAGCUGGUCAAUCGAUUAUGCAACGAACUGGUGCCUCGGAUAAAACUGCUGAUAGUGAGUUUGAUGAAGAAUAUACUCGAUUCAAAACUUUGGAGAAAAAGUCUGAAAAGUUAUCAAAGGAAACAAAAGGAUAUUUGGAUUCACUUCGAGGCAUGACUACAGCACAAACUCGUAUUGCUCAAACUAUUGAAUUAUUCUAUGAUGAUAGCAAUCCUAUGGGUCAAAGUGGUGCAGAUUAUAAACGUACAAUGGAAAAACUCGAUGAAGAAGCUAGAACAGAUUUGGACACUGCCUUUAGAACAACCGUGCUCGAACCCUUUGGACGAUUUUGUUCUUACUUCCCUGAAAUCAAUGAAGCUGUGAAACGACGACAAAAGAAAUUAUUAGAUUAUGAUACACAGCGAUCCAAGGUGCGCAAAUUGAUUGAUAAACCAAGUGAAGAUCCUCAGCGACUACCAAGAGCCGAACAAGAAGCCAACUUGGCCCGUGAGAUGUAUGAAAAUCUGAAUAGUAUUUUGGUGAAUGAUCUACCCAAGGUGGUUGAACUUCGUGUACCUUACCUGGAUCCAUCCUUUGAAGCUCUUAUUAAGUCUCAAUUACGAUUUGCACAAACAAGUUAUGAACAAUUAGAAGGUUUACGACAUCAUUUUCCUCCUGAAAAUGAAAAUGAUCAGCGUGUGGAUAAUGUAUUACAGCAAAUGCGCGAACUGACCAUCUGUGGAAACUUUUAAUAGUCUUAUUUUAGUAGUAGUAGUAUUAGUAUUCUAUGUCUUUGUAUUAACACCCAUUCUUUAAAUAAAUUAUAUUACUUUUA